Molecule: messenger RNA, 801 nt
Organism: Penicillium verhagenii
Lineage: Eukaryota; Fungi; Ascomycota; Eurotiomycetes; Eurotiales; Aspergillaceae
Product: SDR family oxidoreductase
Exons: 1
Coding region: 1-801 (266 amino acids)
Cellular component (GO): intracellular anatomical structure
Molecular function (GO): oxidoreductase activity, acting on NAD(P)H, oxygen as acceptor
Source: RefSeq, a predicted model, not a curated record
AUGCCUAUUCCCGUUCCCAAGGCCGACAGUCUCAAGGACCUCCUUAGCCUCAAGGGCAAGGUUGUUGUCGUUACCGGUGCCUCCGGUGCCCGCGGCAUGGGCAUUGAAGCUGCCCGCGGCUGCGCCGAGAUGGGCGCCGACCUCGCUAUCACCUACUCCUCCCGCCCCGAAGGUGGUGAGAAGAACGCCAAGGAGCUUUCUGAGACCUACGGUGUCAAGGUCAAGGCCUACAAGUGCGACGUUGGUAACUGGGAGAGCGUGCAAGAGCUUGUCAACAACACGAUUAAGGAGUUUGGCAAGAUUGACGCCUUCAUUGCCAACGCCGGCCGCACCGCCAACAGCGGCGUCCUCGAUGGCUCCGUCCAGGACUGGGAGGAAGUCAUCCAGACCGACCUGAACGGCACUUUCCACUGCGCCAAGGCCGUUGGUGCUCACUUCAAGGAGCGCGGCACUGGCAGCUUCGUCAUCACCUCCUCCAUGUCCGGCCACAUCGCCAACUUCCCUCAGGAACAGACCUCAUACAACGUCGCCAAGGCUGGCUGCAUUCACAUGGCUCGCUCUCUGGCCAACGAGUGGCGCGACUUUGCUCGUGUUAACAGCAUUUCUCCCGGUUACAUCGACACUGGCUUGUCGGACUUCGUUGAGAAGGACGUUCAGGACCUUUGGAACUCUAUGAUCCCCAUGGGCCGCAAUGGUCAAGCUAAGGAGCUUAAGGGUGCCUAUGUCUACUUGGUCAGCGAUGCUAGCACAUACAUGACUGGCAACGAUCUUAUCAUCGACGGCGGUUACACUGUGCGGUAA